Saccharomyces eubayanus is the source of this 393-nucleotide messenger RNA. RefSeq lists its product as uncharacterized. Bases 1 to 393 code for a protein of 130 amino acids. The transcript has a single exon. Lineage: Eukaryota; Fungi; Ascomycota; Saccharomycetes; Saccharomycetales; Saccharomycetaceae. The record is from RefSeq and is a predicted model, not a curated record.
AUGCAAUACUCUACUGUCGCUUCUAUCGCUGCCAUCGCCGCCGUUGCCUCUGCUGCCUCCAACGUUACCACUUCCACCGUCAGAGAAGAAUCUACCACUUUGGUCACCGUCACUUCUUGUGAAGACCAUGUCUGUUCUGAAACUAUCUCCCCAGCUUUAGUUUCUACUGCUACUGUCACCGUAAAUGACGUUAUCACUCAAUACACCACUUGGUGUCCAUUGCCAACCACUGAAGCUCCAAAGAACACCACAUCUCCAGGUCCAGCACCAACUGAAAAUCCAACCAAACAUGGUUCUUCCGUCCCAACUGUCACCUCUUACACCGGUGCUGCUGUCAGAGCCUUGCCAGCUGCUGGUGCUUUGUUUGCCGGUGCUGCCGCUUUGUUGUUGUAA